Vicia villosa (hairy vetch) is the source of this 2318-nucleotide messenger RNA. RefSeq lists its product as uncharacterized. The coding region runs from base 1231 to 2148 and encodes 305 amino acids. Lineage: Eukaryota; Viridiplantae; Streptophyta; Magnoliopsida; Fabales; Fabaceae. The record is from RefSeq and is a predicted model, not a curated record. The transcript is spliced from 2 exons.
GGAUCGGUUAAGAGUCAUGCGUGCGAUAAAGUAUGAGUAUGAAUAUAUAGGUGAAGAUGGUAUUUAUCUAAUAUAUAGGUGAAGAUGGUAUUUAUCUUAAAAGUUAAUUUUGGAAGAUUAAUCUAGUUACAAUUUGUUAGGUUAUGAAGGGUCUAGAGAUAAAAUAACCACCAUAUUUUAAGCCAAAAUUUGUAGAAAAUUUCUUUAUCACCUCCCUAUGGGGUCACCCCCAGCGAAAUCCCAAAACUACCCCUGUUUCAGAGAUACAUCUCCGAAGUUAUUUUUUGUUUGAAUUUUUUUUUACUUCGGAAAUGCAUCUUCGAAAACAGCAAAAAAGUGGUGUUUUCGGAGAUGCAUUUUCGAAGUAAAAAAAAUUCAAAACCGUGAAUAUUUCAGAAGUUCAUUUCCGAAAAUAUUCCUGCAUGUACAAUUUUCCCUCCUUCACUAUUUCAUCAUUUUUCUCCAAAACUUCUCCAACCCCUCUCCAAAACACAAUCAAUCUCCAUCCAUUUUUCGUCCUAAAAUCAAGUUUCAAACCGUUGAUCACGUUAAAGGGAGCAUAGAAAGCUACAAUUUCAGGUAUGGUGCAUCCGGACAACAAUGUGCAAGACAAUGACGCAGUAGUUCCGGCAGUUGUCAACGUUAAUAACGAUCUGGUUAUCGACGUUAAUCCUAUAAUCAAUGCGGUCGAUGUUCGGCAACAAUUUACAAAUGAUCGGAGCUUCGGUAGUCGCGAACAAUUGAUUGAUUGGGUUCGGAACGAAGCUAGUAAACUUGGAUUUGGUAUUGUUAUUUUAAGGUCCGACAAUGGAAAUAGUAGGCGGAAAGCUUUCGUUGUUUUGAAUUGCGAACGGGGUGGGAAUUAUGCACAAUCAAAUCGGAUUCUAAAACACGAAGACACGGGAUCGAAAAAGUGUGGGUGUCCGUUUAAGUUGCGCGCGACUCGGAGGGUCGAUGAUUUGUGGCGUUUAACCGUAAUUUGUGCAAUUCAUAAUCAUGCCUUGGAGGCCAAGUUACACGGACAUCCAAUGGCGUGUCGUUUGUCCCGCGAAGAGAAGAAUGUGAUUUCGGAUUUAACGAUAGUAAAAGUGGCGCCUCGCAACAUACUUGCCGAUUUGAAGCGUAAAAAAGCGGAUAGCGUUUCAAAUAUCAAGCAAGUUUACAAUGAACGGCACAAUCUCAAAGUUUUGAAAAUGGGCCCUCGGUCGGAAAUGCACAAUCUCAACGAAAAUGAACAUUAAAGAACAAUUACGAAAAAUUGCAUUUCCGGAGACCACCGACUUGAAACCGCCAUCUCAACCGGUUAAAACGAAAGGUGCACCGAAAAGGUCCAAAAUUACACAAGAUGACACGUCAACAAAACGAUCUCCUUCCUACUUUGAACAUGUUGAUGCAUCGUUCCCGGAUUCACCGACGCCGAAGUCCAAGUGUAGUGGUAACAAAGGAGCCCGUAUUUCGAAGCCACCUCGCACACCACCGAUCAAAAAAUCACCCAUUGUCUACAUUGAUGAAAUGUCACUUUUUAUGCACAAAUAUAUCGAUAACAUCGUUGAUGUUGGAGGCGUCGGCAAUUGUGGAUAUCGGGCCGUUGCGGGUUUGCUCGGUAAAGGGGAAAAUAAUCACACUUUAGUCCGACGGGAACUUAUUGCGGAGUUGACUUCGUAUCGGGACAUCUACGGCCGACUAUAUGAAAAUCAAGAAAAGUUUGCGAAAAUUCAUGAUUCACUUGUUCCAUCACUUACCGGUAUCGCUCCGGUUUUGAAGUGGAUGUCAUUCCCCGAUAUGGGUCAUCUAAUAGCAAGUGCAUAUGAUAUGGUAUGUGUCGAUUUGACGAGGUUUGGACUAAGUGAGACUUUCUUUCCACUUCAUAGUCGACCGCCAUUGGACGCGUCGAGCAGGAUCAUAUGCAUCGGGUAUCUACAAUCGCGGCACUUCGUCCAAGUGUUUUUGAAACCGGGAUGUCCUAUACCGGCUACUUCUUAUCAAUGGACGGCGCAUCAUUCAAAUGAGGCGGAGACUUGGCCGGAUCCUUUCGUUUCAAGAAUGGCGGAGUUUGAAGAAAUGAUGCGCCAAGAGCGCGAGCAAAAUAGAGAGCGGUCGAAGAACAUACCUAUUUUGGACUUAGGAUCCACCGAUUGGUUCGGUUAAUUUUAGUUUGUUCCGGAUCGUUUUUUGUUUGUAAUGACCAUUUUUGUAUGUAUUGUUGAUUAUCAUGUAAAAUCGGACCGAUUCAAUACAUAUAUAAUAUAAGUAUGUUUUAUGUCAUCAUAGGCUAAUUUAUGUGUAUUUUGAAUUCCUUUUGUAUUUUUUACACAAAA